Molecule: messenger RNA, 2183 nt
Organism: Pomacea canaliculata
Lineage: Eukaryota; Metazoa; Mollusca; Gastropoda; Architaenioglossa; Ampullariidae
Product: putative G-protein coupled receptor F59B2.13
Exons: 3
Coding region: 823-1797 (324 amino acids)
Biological process (GO): G protein-coupled receptor signaling pathway
Cellular component (GO): plasma membrane
Molecular function (GO): G protein-coupled receptor activity
Source: RefSeq, a predicted model, not a curated record
AUAAAUUUUUAGUCUAGUUUUUAGUUUUAGUUUGAUCUGUUACAAAGACAAGAUAGUUCUACAGCACUGUAAUAAGCUGGGCUGAUCGUUGUUUUGAUGCGAAUUGUUUUCAAUAUUCUACUCUUCGCAAUAUCUCAGUAUUUAAUGCUUAAGUCCUGACUUCUACAUUUUUUCAAUCUGUCCCCUAUCUAAUUUUCACACCUUAAAAUGGUUGUUUUUAGUGCCGUUUUCAGCAUUUCCAAUAAGAUGUACAUCUGUCACUAUUUUCAUGAAGUUUUUUUUAUACUGCAAAAGCUUCAAUCAUAUUAAAGUUAAUUAAUUUCACGCGAAAUAGCUGCAUCAGGUUCACAACAGCUUCCAUGAAUUCUACUAUCAUGCAAACUUCCACAAGAAGGCAAAUGUUAGAGAAUAUGCACAAAUGUGGAGGACAAUGUAGAGUUCUCCGUGUGUCACCCUGCUAUUGCUCAUACACAGCAGCGACAGGAAGGUUGUCGGAAGAGAAUUAGAGGAAACGUUCGAUGACGUAGGCAGACUGAGGUGCGGACACAUUAAGCAGCGCGCGGUGAUCACGUGGUUAAUUUGAUGCACUGACUGCACGAGGUGAUGCUGCGAGUGUUGUUUGCUGAUUUCAGUGGAGAGCAAUAAAGGCGUUUGCUGUGCACGAGCUCAGCGAGCAUCAGUGCAGUAGCUGCUGUUGGAGCAGGUCUGUUAUGUAACAGUGUGAGCAGUCUGUAGCCUCUAGUGACUAGUUACACACAGACCCACAACACCAUCCCUUGCUCGUGAUUUUCAGUAUUCUGUGUGACUACAGCAACAGUGACUAUGAACAACACAAACGAUACUGAAUCGGAGCUCUUCCAAUACUACAGGACAAUUGAGUAUCAAUAUUACAAAGUGUACAUCUGGGUGCUGGUAGGUGUGGGUGUGCCUGGCAAUGUCGCCUGCAUCUUAGUAACCACAUCCAUGACCCUCACUACAGCCACCUUAUACAUGUCCUUGCUGGCCGUAGCUGACCUGCUGGCUCUAGUACUUAAGCUUAUAUUUCACCAGAUGUACAUUUACGAAGUGCCAUUAAAUACCAUUGGUUGUAAAAUGGAAGUGUUUGUAGCAUUAGUCAGCUGCUACGCCAACUGGACUCUGGUGCUGGUGUGUUUGGAACGGUUUCUAUCCAUUCGCUUUCCUCUCAAGAAGAAAAUCUACUUUACCAAGAAUAGACCUAUUCUCAUCGCCGUGUUACUGGGGAUGAUACUGUGUUUGUGUAAUCUUUAUGCGUUCAUUCAAUUAGACCACAGAGAGGAGAGUUACUGUAGUUAUCCGGAUUCGUCUUUUGAUUUCGUCAGAACCUACUGGUACUGGAUUACAGCCUUCAUCUACUAUUUUCUUCCCUUCAUCCUCCUCCUCAUCUUUCCUUUCCUAAUCAUCGUCAGUCUCAGGCGACAACGAAAGGCGCGCGAGGCCAUGGUAAGGACAACCCCGGACACGUCAGGGGAGACAACGCAGACAAGAGUUGAGGUCGCCAUCUCUGUCAUGGUGGUGUGCGAUGCAAUCGUCGUCUUCGUCACCUUCGCUCCGAUCUGCAUCUUGAACCUUAUUAAACCAUUCGACACAUUGAACCAUGGUACCAUUCACACAAGGUUUACGGUGACAAUGUUAGAGUUUAUGGCAAGAACUUUAUCAGAAGUGAACUACGCUGUAGACUUUGUGAUAUACUUUGCGGCCUCCAAGAAGUUCCGUUCUCGUUUUAAAAAGCUGAUUAGAAAAUGUUUGACCUGCAGGUGUAGAAGAGAUCAAGAGUAGCUAUGUAGACUAUUUGGACAGUAUAGGCAUCUUUUGUAUUUGAGGGAAACUGGCUGUCUCUAUCAGAUUUAUAAAUGUGUAUUAUUGUCAUGUAAAUAUAUUAUUUCUUACUUAAAAUCUUUGUGGCAGAUUCCUCUUCAAGUCUUCAAUGUUCAGUCGUUAUAUUUAUUGGCAGCAUUUUGUUGAAGUAAUAUUUCACUGGACAUGCUAAACGUGGCUGACUGGGAUUGGGUGCUUUUAUAGUCUACUCAUCCAUGCAUCACUUAAAAAUAUGUUUUCUCUAAGUCAAAGAUUGUUUAAUAUUGUGACUACCUGUGAAGUUUUAUUUCUUUAAAUGUGAUGGCAAGACAGCUAGCUAACUGAGUGGAUAAGUUUCGAGGAAGUUU